Molecule: messenger RNA, 1050 nt
Organism: Opisthorchis viverrini
Lineage: Eukaryota; Metazoa; Platyhelminthes; Trematoda; Opisthorchiida; Opisthorchiidae
Exons: 4
Coding region: 1-981 (326 amino acids)
Biological process (GO): mRNA splicing, via spliceosome
Cellular component (GO): U2 snRNP
Molecular function (GO): protein binding; U2 snRNA binding
Source: RefSeq, a predicted model, not a curated record
AUGGUUCGGAUCACUCCAGAGCUUGUAGAGAACUCCCCGCAGUUUACCAAUGCCAUAAAGGACCGCGAAUUAGACCUAAGAGGGUACAAAUUCCCUGUUGUGGAGAAUUUGGGCAGCACUCUGGACCAGUUCGAUACUAUCGACCUUUCGGACAAUGAAAUCCGAAAGCUAGAUGGAUUUCCCUUGUUAAGGAGACUAAAGUCUCUUAUUCUCACAAACAAUAAGAUCGUCCGGUUGGCCGAAGACCUUGGACAGCAAAUUCCCAACCUAAACACGCUCAUUCUGACUGGGAAUGCAUUUUCGGAGCUGAAGGAACUCGAACCACUGUCUACCUGUGACAAACUGUCGUUUCUCAGUCUCGUCCAUUGUCCGGUCACUAUGCGCGCCAAUUAUCGAUUGUUUGUGAUCAGCCGGCUUCCUGCAUUGCGGUUUCUAGACUAUCGCAGAGUGACACAGUCUGAACGCAAGCUAGCCCGAAGUAUGUUCAAACGUCUUCCCGCCAUCGCCGCCACUCCUACUAACGUCGUCAAGAACCCUGUCGGAAAACAGGUCAAUGGUUUACCGUCUGAUCACCGCACGACCACUGUCAAAACAUUCAUCCCAGGUGCUCCAAUCAACCAACCGGCUAAUAUGACCUCAUCUGGUCGUGAAGAAAAUGACUCGGGCUCACGGGGUUCCUCCGAAGCCGGUGCCACAACAAAUGAACCCGCAAUGCCGCCACCACCUGGCCCCACUCAUCCUGGAUCCAAAAGACCCGCUUCUGGUGGGACGACUCAAGACUUGUUCGCUAUCCAAGAAGCGAUCAAACGAGCCAAGUCCAUGGACGAAGUGGAGCGUUUACAUCAACUGCUAAGUAGCGGGCAGUUUGCUGGAUUCGCUGCGCAGUGGCAGCAACAUUUGAGACAACAGCAGCAGCAACAACAACAACAGCAGCCACAGCAAUCACCUGCACCUGAAUCUGAACAAAGCGCGGAGCAAUAGCUGUUUCUUUGAGCUCGGUUUCCCCCUUUGUGUGACAUUGCGUUGUUAUCAGGCUGUCUGUUGGUGCCU